UGAAACAUGAGACGCACCUGUCUUACCUGUUUGAGCGCAACACAGCCUGAGACAUGUCUCGUCGCAAGCCUCCACGAACAGGCUUCUUGGAUCUACAGAUGUUUGUGUGUUUCCUCCGGCGCACUAGGUAACGCAGUCAUGAUGCAUCACAAUAGGAAGUACUCACCACCGCGCUACUGCGCCGUCGGGUCACCGCUAGCCCUGCCUCAGCUGAACCGAUUACCCAUCUUUCGGGUGGAAGAAGCUGAGCUGAUGGAGAAGAAUUCACCGAAAGCCAAAUCCAGAAUGCGCAACGCCAAGGUGAAGGCGGUGAGGAGAGCUCCGUCUCCCCAGAGGCCCCGCGUCUUUCCAAACCCCGCGCAAAGCGACGCGCUACUGAAGGUGGCAGAGAACGGGGCAGCCGGACAGCGGUCUAGAAAGAGGGGCUUCAAACCCCCGGAUGUCAGGACGAUAUUCGAACCUUCGGCCAAAGACCCCCGCGUGAAAGAGGAGAAAGGAGAAGGACACACGUUUUGUGAGGACGCGACGUACGCUUGGUGCGACGUGUGUUGCUCGUAUAUUUUUCACGGUGGCUUGACAUGUACAGUCAAAUCACCCGACGCAGCACAAAGAGAGAGAGAGAGAGUUACACACAAAUGAGUUACCGUGGAGAUUGCAUGGACGAGAGGCAGAUGAGUUUGUCCUUCUGUUCUGAGAGUGAACUGCACAGGAUGAGCUCUGUUUCUGACGGGAUGCUGUGAGUUAAGCGUUCGAGACAGAAAGCAUCAUCACUUGUAUACUUGAGUGGGAUGGGAGCAGCAUUCUGUAAACUUUACGGCAAAAUUACCCAGCAAGUCAAGCAUCAGUCUGCAGGUAGGUCAUAACAGUGACAGGAACUGAAAAAAAAAAAAAAACACCAAAGGGUUUUUUUUAGC
Molecule: messenger RNA, 914 nt
Organism: Sinocyclocheilus anshuiensis
Lineage: Eukaryota; Metazoa; Chordata; Actinopteri; Cypriniformes; Cyprinidae
Exons: 2
Coding region: 7-639 (210 amino acids)
Source: RefSeq, a predicted model, not a curated record